Messenger RNA from Glycine soja, 702 nucleotides. RefSeq names its product formin-like protein 7. NCBI's taxonomy places the organism in Eukaryota, Viridiplantae, Streptophyta, Magnoliopsida, Fabales, Fabaceae. The transcript is spliced from 4 exons. The coding region runs from base 1 to 702 and encodes 233 amino acids. Gene Ontology annotation, molecular function: nucleic acid binding. The record is from RefSeq and is a predicted model, not a curated record.
AUGUCAGAGAAUGGGGGAAUUUCCCGAAGAAAUGAGAUACCUUUGCAAAAUAUCAUGGAAGUUGAAGUUUUUUAUUGUUGGGGUAUUGAUUUCAUGGGUCCAUUCCCUUCAUCCGCAGGGAAUGAAUAUAUUCUGGUGGCUGUUGAUUAUGUGUCUAAAUGGGUGGAAGCUAUGGCCACAUCAAGGAAUGAUGCUAAGACAAUGCUAGUGUAUGGCAAAUCAUGUCAUUUACCGGUUGAAAUGGAACACAAGGCAUAUUGGGCUCUAAAAUUUCUGAACUUUGAUGAGAAGAUGGCAUCGAGAAAGAGAGUAAGAACUGAAGACAUCCCUUCAUCUUCCAACCUACCUCCUCCAACAGCAACCAUGGAACCAGAUGCCCAACAAGCACAUCCCAUAAUUCCUAUGUUGCAGAGCUUAUUCAGGGGGCAGCUAAUAAUUCUUCCUCUAGGGAGACCCCCUGAGGUUGUUCCUUCUAGUCCUGUACCAGCAAGGACAGAGCCAAGACCAACUGAGCCACAACCUCCAGUAGUAGAUCCACUUGCUUCUCCAGAGGUUGAGAUACUAUCUCCUCCCCCAGCUCCACCGACACCACCUCUGAUAAUCAUUCCUGAUGACUCAGGUGAUGAAGUUGCUGCUCCUCCUAAUUCACCAACCUGCUACCUAGAGGAUGGUUCAGACUUUUCUGAUUGGAUGGACUACUGA